UGUAAUCAUUGAACUUGUAGUUACAGAUGGUAGUAAAUGGUAAACUCUAUUUUCUUUUCACUAUUCAGUAUUUGCACAUUAUAAAAAUCUGUAACUGUUCUGUCUACUUUUGUGUAGUUUGUAGGUUUACGUCAAACGUGUUAAUAGCUACUUUGAAUUAUGUCUACGAUUUUUGCUACCCGAAAAUUUUCCACUUCAGCUGUUUGCAAUCACAUAAUGAAACUGACCCGUCUGCGUGUUGUCGACAACAGCACAAUUGGCAAGCAAGCGAUGGCUGAAGGUAAACCCCCGCGUUGCAUACACAUUUAUAAUAAAAAAGGUAUUGGCACAAUUGGUGACAAAAUACUGGUUGCCAUCAAGGGUGAAAAAGUAAAAGCUAUAAUUGUUGGCUGCGUCAAAGAACAAAAACCCAAUAUUCCCAGGUUUGAUAGCAACAAUAUAGUAUUAAUUGAUGAUAAUGGCACACCACUUGGAACUCGAAUUAAUGUUCCCAUUCCAAUCGUUCUUAGAACUAUAUUAAAAGAAAAAACUUUCUCAAAAGGAGCUGAUUACACUAAAUUACUGGCUAUUGCUUCAAAUUAUGUAUAAAUAUUAGUGAUAAGUAUAUAUAUAUAUAUAUAUAAAUUUAGUUGUAUAUUUUUUCAAUGUUAUUUAUGUACUGUGAGAAUAAAAAUGUAUUAGAAAUUA
Molecule: messenger RNA, 687 nt
Organism: Rhopalosiphum padi (bird cherry-oat aphid)
Lineage: Eukaryota; Metazoa; Arthropoda; Insecta; Hemiptera; Aphididae
Gene: mRpL14
Product: large ribosomal subunit protein uL14m
Exons: 2
Coding region: 160-588 (142 amino acids)
Biological process (GO): translation
Cellular component (GO): ribosome; mitochondrion
Molecular function (GO): structural constituent of ribosome
Source: RefSeq, a predicted model, not a curated record